CGACAAAACAUCCCACCUCUUCUUUCAAGAUGUCGUCCUUCAAAGAUAUCGAUCCUCGAUUGCGGGACACGGCGUCAAACGCCUUCUCUCAGCAUGCGCACAACAAUGCGCCUUUCCAAACCCCUCUUGCCCCCUCGACUUCACGAUCACCUGUCGGCCCUCCUCAGCGGUUCGAUUCACCGAUCGGAAACCCCUACCUUCCUCAAACCCCACAAUCUGGCGGAAACGCUACCGAUCAUGAUGGAGGUAAUAGUCAAUCCGGCGGAGGAGCAGACGAUCCAAAGCGAACCCGCGCCUGCGAAGCAUGCCGAGGAUUGAAGGUGCGCUGUGAGCCAGACCCAAACAAUGGAGAUGGACCUUGUAAACGAUGUGCGAAGGCGAAUCGAAACUGUGUUGUUACCGUCCCCAAUCGUAAGAGACAAAAGAAGACGGACAGCCGUGUGGCAGAAUUGGAGAAGAAGAUUGAUGCCCUGACCCAAUCCCUUGCACAAAAGUCUGCAGGAAUUGCGCCUACAACAGCUGGACCUUUCCCUGAGCAACAAGGAAUGGGUGUCGAACCACGUCGCAACGCAUAUCAACAAGUAACCAACGGAGGAUUUGACUCUCUCUAUGCCAGUCGUCCUGAGGUCCGAGCAGAAGACUGGAGUUACCCUAAGGAACCAGAAUUUGUGGCUAGAAAGAACUCUGCCCCGCCUAUGGUUGUUGCCGGUCAAAAACGAAAGCAUUUAGAAACCAGAGAGUAUUCUUCGACUCCCGAGUCGUCUGCUCGUAAGCUUUCGGAAACUCCCAAUGGUUUCCUUGUGGAUACUGGCAACAAGCCUGCUCCGAACCACGAAUAUGCAGAUGUCAUCGACAGAGGAGUUCUGACAGCUGAUAUGGCCGCUAAGAUGUUCGAGUGUUAUAUUGAGAAGAUGGUCCCUCACAUGCCGGCUGUUGUCUUCCCAGCUGGUACGACAGCUGCCGAUGUUCGCAAGACAACACCUACCCUCUUCCUUGCUAUCCUCAGCGCAGCUUCCGGAUCGAAUUAUCCUGAGCUUCAACGCAUGUUGACCAAGGAGGUAAUGAGCAUUUAUGCUGAUCGUGUCAUCUGCAAUGGCGAGAAGACUCUUGAGUUGAUUCAAGCACUCCAUGUCAGCACUCUGUGGUAUUGGCCCCCGGAGCAUUUUGAGGAGCUUAAGUUUUACCAGCUCAUUCAUAUCGCUGCUGUCAUGGCUAUUGACAUUGGUAUGGGCAAGAAGAAUAAAUCUUCGAAGGCUCAGUCGUCUGCCGGCUUGUGGAGAGAUCAUCCUUGGCGUCGAACCCCUUACCCGGAUCCUGAAAGUAUCGAUGCUAGGAGAGCAUGGUUGGCCUGCUACUUUCUCUGCUGCAACGCGUCUAUGGGCUUGCGCAGACCAAACCUGAUUCGAUGGACUUCCUUCAUAGGCGAUUGUGUAGAAGUCCUGGAGACCUCACCCGAAGCAGCUCCCACUGACAAGAUCCUUUGUCAAUGGGUCAGGAGUCAACAUAUUGCUGAGGAAAUCGGUACUCGAUUCUCCAUGGAUGACCCUGGUGCCAGUGUUAGUAUCACUGACCAGAAUGUGCAAUAUGCUUUGAAGGGCUUCGAGUUGGACUUGGAAAAAUGGAGCAAGAACAUUCCUCCAGAGGUAGAAACACCAACGCUCAGGGUCACUGAGCAUGUAGUUAAUCUCUACAUGCAUGAAGUUGCGAUGCACGUUGAUCAUAACGUUGAGGAAUUUAAGCCACCUUUUACCGAGGAUAAUCUGCGAGGUAUGGGUGAUAAGGAUCAACCUAUACCACUCUCGAAUGCUCAUAUUAAAGCACUCUCGACUUGUUUGACCUCUAUCGACAGAAUAUUCGAGACCUUCCUGCAAUUCGACGUAGAGACGAUUCGCUGUCUUCCAGUAGCAAACUUCGUUAGGGUAGCAUAUGCUGUCGUCGUCCUGAUCAAGAUGUACUUCGCCGCUGCGCAGCCAAACAGCGAGCUCGGGCAAGUCAUUAACAAGGAUCAUAUGAAAGUCGAGCAGUACUUGGAUGGUUUAGUCGGAAUAUUCAGAGCAUCUGCCGCAGAAGAGAAAUCUCGACCCUCUGGCAAAUUCUUAAUGGUUCUACUUAUGUUGAAGACUUGGUUUCAUCGCCAACGCGGUCCCCCAGGUUCGGUCAAUGAGUCUGCAAAAAAUACUGGGAAGCAAGGCGAAUCUUCCGCAAAGUCAUCAGAUGCAGCUCAACCAUCCGCUCCCGAACAACGCAACGGUCAACAAUCUGGCUAUAGCCCUGCCAAUACGCCCCUUCAAUUACUUAGUGAAGUUGCAACCGGUAACUCUGGCGGUCAAUCUCGAUCUGAUACCAUGGCAAAUUACCCAGGUGGAAACAAUGAUUGGCAACCUACACCAACCCAAGUGAGCUACCAAAAUUACCCUCCUAUGAACAUGUUCGGAAUGUACGGCACAGGUGGACCUCCAAGCUUCGAUCCUCAAACUGGACUUGAUUAUGGAUACACCAUUGGUGAUGGCGUCGAGCAAGCUAUGGGUAUGCCGCCUGGACUUGGUGAUUUUGGCACUAUCUUCAAUGAUGAUGCUUUCUUCUCCGGGAUCAUGGACUCUGUUGGUCAAGGUAUUUCUUUCGAAGGACUUUGAGUGGCAGUUCCGGUGGCAUAAGUUUCUUGCGCUCUCCUGUGAGCAGAUUCGGUGGUAACGGUUUGCUUCUUAUGGGCAACACCUUAUUGUAAGAUAGAUUUCGUGACUAGCUGGCACAUGGCUUGCCAUUCUAGCUAGUGACCCAGAUACAUACCGACAUCAUGGUCGAUGACAAAAUAAAUUAAUGCGAUGCCUUCACC
Molecule: messenger RNA, 2833 nt
Organism: Mollisia scopiformis
Lineage: Eukaryota; Fungi; Ascomycota; Leotiomycetes; Helotiales; Mollisiaceae
Exons: 2
Coding region: 30-2633 (867 amino acids)
Biological process (GO): regulation of DNA-templated transcription
Cellular component (GO): nucleus
Molecular function (GO): DNA-binding transcription factor activity, RNA polymerase II-specific; transcription cis-regulatory region binding; zinc ion binding
Source: RefSeq, a predicted model, not a curated record